CCAAAGCUUAUUCCUACUUGCCGCAAAAUUUUUUAUCAUCAUUGGAUUUAAUUGCGCAAACUAAUAUCAAAAAAAAUGGAACUUUGGGACACUACAAUUUUACGGUUCAAGAGGCUUUAGACUUCCGUGCAAUGUCUGGUGGAUUAAUUAAUCAUGUUGUAACCGGCUCAGAACAAUUUUCUGGGCAUUUUAUUGGACCUUUUC
Molecule: messenger RNA, 204 nt
Organism: Racocetra persica
Lineage: Eukaryota; Fungi; Glomeromycota; Glomeromycetes; Diversisporales; Gigasporaceae
Source: the annotation of a GenBank genome assembly